GAUGAAGAUAAUGAUGAUGCUAUUAGUAAUAAAAAAAAUGGUAAUGAGAGAGGUUACUAUGAUGAAGAUAAUGAUGAUGCUAUUAGUAAUAAAAAAAAUGGUAAUGAGAGAGGUUACUAUGAUGAAGAUAAUGAUGAUGCUAUUAGUAAUAAAAAAAAUGGUAAUGAGAGAGGUUACUAUGAUGAAGAUAAUGAUGAUGCUAUUAGUAAUAAAAAAAAUGGUAAUGAGAGAGGUUACUAUGAUGAAGAUAAUGAUGAUGCUAUUAGUAACAAAAAAAAAAUGGUAAUGAGAGAGGUUACUAUGAUGAAGAUAAUGAUGAUGCUAUUAGUAAUAAAAAAAAAUGGUAAUGAGAGAAGUUACUAUGAUGAAGAUAAUGAUGAUGCUAUUAGUAAAAAAAAAAAAUGGUAAUGAGAGAAGUUACUAUGAUGAAGAUAAUGAUGAUGCUAUUAGUAAAAAAAAAAAAAAGAGGUUACUAUGAUGAAGAUAAUGAUGAGCUAGGUUAAAAUGAUGAAGAUAAUGAUGAAGAUAAUUGAUGCUAAUAAAAAAAAAUGGUAGUGAGAGAAGUUAAUAUGAUGAAGAUAAUGAUGAUGCUAUUAGUAAUAAAAAAAAUGGUAGUGAGAGAAGUUAGUAUGAUGAAGAUAAUGAUGAUGCUAUUAGUAAUAAAAAAAAUGGUAGUGAGAGAAGUUAAUAUGAUGAAGAUAAUGAUGAUGCUAUUAGUAAUAAAAAAAAUGGUAGUGAGAGAAGUUACUAUGAUGAAGAUAAUGAUGAUGCUAUUAGUAAUAAAAAAAAUGGUAGUGAGAGAAGUUAAUAUGAUGAAGAUAAUGAUGAUGCUAUUAGUAAUAAAAAAAAUGGUAGUGAGAGAAGUUAAUAUGAUGAAGAUAAUGAUGAUGCUAUUAGGAAUAAAAAAAUGGUAGUGAGAGAGGUUAAUAUGAUGAAGAUAAUGAUGAUGCUAUUAGUAAUAAAAAAAUGGUAAUGAGAGAAGUUACUAUGAUGAAGAUAAUGAUGAUGCUAUUAGUAAUAAAUAAAAUGGUAAUGAGAGAAGUUACUAUGAUGAAGAUAAUGAUGAUGCAAUUAGUAAUAACAUAAAUGGUAAUGAGAGAGGUUAAUAUGAUGAAGAUAAUGAUGAUGCUAUUAGUAAUAAAAAAAUGGUAAUGAGAGAGGUUACUAUGAUGAAGAUAAUGAUGAUGCUAUUAGUAAUAAAAAAAAUGGUAGUGAGAGAGGUUACUAUGAUGAAGAUAAUGAUGAUGCUAUUAGUAAUAAAAAAAAUGGUAGUGGGAGAAGUUACUAUGAUGAAAAUAAUGAUACUAUUAGUAAUAAAAAAAAUGGUAAUAAGAGAGGUUACUAUGAUGAAGAUAAUGAUGAUGCUAUUAGAAAUAAAAAAAAUGGUAAUGAGAGAAGUUACUAUGAUGAAAAUAAUGAUGAUGCUAUUAGUAAUAAAAAAAUGGUAAUGAGGGAAGUUAAUAUGAUGAAGAUAAUGAUGAUGCUAUUAGUAAUAAAAAAAAUGGUAGAGAGAAGUUACUAUGAUGAAAAUAAUGAUGAUGCUAUUAGUAAUAAAAAAAAUGGUAAUGAGAGAAGUUACUGUGAUGAAGAUAAUGAUGAUGCUAUUAGUAAUAAAAAAAUGGUAAUGAGAGAAGUUAAUAUGAUGAAGAUAAUGAUGAUGCUAUUAGUAAUAAAAAAAUGGUAAUGAGAGAAGUUACUAUGAUGAAGAUAAUGAUGAUGCUAUUAGUAAUAAAAAAAAAUGGUAGUAAGAGAAGUUACUAUGAUGAAGAUAAUGAUGAUGCUAUUACUAAUAAAAAAAGGUAAUGAGAGAAGUUACUAUGAUGAAAAUAAUGAUGAUGCUAUUAGUAAUAAAAAAUGGUAAUGAGAGAAGUUACUAUGAUGAAAAUAAUGAUGAUGCUAUUAGUAAUAAAAAAAUGGUAGUGAGAGAGGUUACUAUGAUGAAGAUAAUGAUGAUGCUAUUAGUAAUAAAAAAAAUGGUAAUGAGAGAAGUUACUAUGAUGAAAAUAAUGAUGAUGCUAUGAGUAAUAAAAAAAAUGGUAGUGAGAGAGGUUACUAUGAUGAAGAUAAUGAUGAUGCUAUUAGUAAUAAAAAAAAUGGUAGUGAGAGAGGUUACUAUGAUGAAAAUAAUGAUGAUGCUAUUAGUAAUAAAAAAAAUGGUAGUGAGAGAGGUUACUAUGAUGAAGAUAAUGAUGAUGCUAUUACUAAUAAAAAAAAUGGUAAUGAGAGAAGUUACUAUGAUGAAAAUAAUGAUGACGCUAUUAGU
Messenger RNA from Pocillopora meandrina, 2263 nucleotides. The record is from the annotation of a GenBank genome assembly. Lineage: Eukaryota; Metazoa; Cnidaria; Anthozoa; Scleractinia; Pocilloporidae.